AUGGGAUUCCCUGUCACUCAUCACGGCAUCCCCAGGGCCGUUGGCGUCAUAAGACUCAGUGUUUUUAUUGAACUGACGAAUGAAGGUGCCCUGAAGACCCAGUCCGCUCACUCGGUGUCUUUGUUCCCGCAGGAGGACUGGAAUGAAAUUGACCCCAUUAAAAAGAAGGACCUGAUUCACCACAGCGACGGGGGCGAGAAAGCCCAGGGCGUGGAGACCCUCCCUCCAGGGAAAGUGCGGUGGCGGGACUUUAACCAGGAAGCUUACGUUGGAGGGACCAUGGUCCGCUCUGGGCAGGACCCCUACGCCCGCAACAAAUUCAACCAAGUGGAAAGUGACAAGCUGCGGAUGGACAGAGCCAUUCCUGACACCAGACACGACCAGUGUCAGCGGAAGCAGUGGCGCGUGGAUCUGCCAGCCACCAGCGUGGUGAUCACAUUUCACAAUGAAGCCAGGUCGGCCUUGCUGAGGACGGUGGUCAGUGUGCUCAAGAAAAGCCCACCCCACCUCAUAAAGGAGAUCAUCUUGGUGGACGACUACAGCAAUGACCCCGAGGACGGGUCUCUCCUGGGGAAAAUUGAGAAGGUGCGUGUUCUCAGGAACGAUCGGCGAGAAGGCCUGAUGCGCUCGCGGGUCCGGGGGGCCGAUGCGGCCCAGGCCAAGGUCCUGACCUUCCUGGACAGCCACUGCGAGUGCAACGAGCACUGGCUGGAGCCGCUGCUGGAGAGGGUGGCCGAGGAUAGGACUCGGGUUGUGUCGCCCAUCAUCGAUGUCAUCAACAUGGACAACUUCCAGUACGUGGGGGCGUCUGCUGACUUAAAAGGCGGUUUCGACUGGAACCUGGUGUUCAAAUGGGAUUACAUGACGCCCGAGCAGAGGAGAGCCCGGCAGGGGAACCCGGUCGCUCCCAUAAAGACCCCCAUGAUCGCUGGAGGGCUGUUCGUGAUGGAUAAGCUCUAUUUUGAAGAGCUGGGGAAAUACGACAUGAUGAUGGAUGUGUGGGGAGGAGAGAACCUGGAGAUCUCCUUCCGCGUGUGGCAGUGUGGGGGCAGCCUGGAGAUCAUCCCCUGCAGCCGCGUGGGCCACGUGUUCCGGAAGCAGCACCCCUACACUUUCCCCGGCGGCAGCGGCACUGUCUUCGCCCGUAACACCCGCCGGGCAGCAGAGGUCUGGAUGGAUGAAUACAAAAAUUUCUAUUACGCAGCAGUGCCUUCUGCCAGGAACGUUCCUUAUGGCAAUAUUCAGAGCCGACUGGAGCUGAGGAAGAAACUCAGCUGCAAGCCGUUCAAGUGGUACCUUGAAAAUGUCUAUCCAGAGUUAAGGGUUCCCGACCAUCAGGACAUAGCUUUUGGGGCCUUGCAGCAGGGAACCAACUGCCUCGACACUUUGGGACAUUUUGCGGACGGUGUUGUUGGAGUUUAUGAGUGUCACAACGCGGGGGGCAACCAGGAAUGGGCCUUGACCAAGGAGAAGUCGGUGAAGCACAUGGACUUGUGUCUGACAGUAGUGGACCGGGCGCCCGGCUCGCUCAUCAAGCUGCAGGGCUGCCGAGAAAACGACAGCAGACAGAAAUGGGAGCAGAUCGAGGGCAAUUCCAAGCUGCGGCACGUGGGCAGCAACCUGUGCCUGGACAGCCGCACAGCCAAGACGGGCGGCCUGAGCGUGGAGGUGUGCGGCCCCUCCCUGUCCCAGCAGUGGAAGUUCUCGCUCAACCUGCAGCCGUAGGCGCCCGGGCCGGCCGGCUCCCACACCAGCAGCCUGAGUCGGAUGAUCGUGAUUUGGAUUCUGUUCUUAAACUUUCCGCGAAACUACAUACCUCAGUAUUCCAUCAUGGUCUGGAAGUCGGACGCUUCGGCAAGGCACGGGGCUGGGCGGCCACGGGAGAGGCGGGGAAGGGAACUGCCCCCUCCAGCCACAGGACGCGGCCAGGUCCCCUGUCCGGAGGCCACGGCCGCCCCUUCCUUCCCGGCUUCCUCCUGGUCCUCGCCCAGACGCUGAGGAACAUCCCCAGGGACAACAGGGAUGUGACAACGAAGGCCUGCGGUUGGGAGACGGGCGGGGGAGGGGCGCCGUGGCUCCGAUGCAGCGGGGAGAGCUCUGAAACCUCCACCUGACCCCGUCGCGAGCACACGUGGCCCGUGCACUGAUGGCCACCACGCAGGUUUCUGUCUUCCCUUUCCCUGCCCCGCGGUUCCCAGCCGCAGACCCCCGCACACAGCGUACUUGCCGCGUUUGAAUAUGAACUUUUCUAUGGCGGGACACUAAAUAUAAAUAUAUAUACCGAAAGAGCGUACGGUCAGUUCCCUAUGGUUUCUGUAGGUCCUCAUCUUGUAAAUUCUCACGGAGCAGCGCCCGGCCAUGUGGGGUGGACGAGCCCUUUGGGGCCUGGCUCUCCCGGAGCAGAAGUGACCUCCGCCCCCCGUGAGUGGCCUUAGCGGUGGGCAGGGGCCGCGGUGGCCGGCUGGGGGCCCAGAGGCCGGCCUCAGCCAAGUGUCUUUGUUUGACUUCAGCGCGGGAGCCACUGCUCUGUGUUGGAAUCCACUUUUCGUGCCCUUGGUAUCUGUAAACCUGGACGGGUUACUUAUUUUAACAAAUAUUGCUUUAGGUCUUUUUAAAUUGAAUUUUUUUUCUCUAAGGAAAAAAAAACCCGAUCCCACAGCUCCCAGUGACUGUCAGAGGCUGCCACGGGCGGGGCCGGGCUAAGGGUGAGUGUCCUGGUGAGCCGGUGGCCCUGUCACCGGGCCCUGGACUCUGGCCUGCCUGUUCUGCCCCUCCCAGGCCCAGGGGGCGCCUCAGGAGCUUUGGGUCAAGAAUCAGGAAGGACGGAGGCCGACCCGCCUGCUCGCUGGUGCCGAGGCCUCGGCCCGAGGCAGCAGCCCGUGGGUUAGGAAGGAGAAGUCAGAAGAAACCACAAGACAGUUACGAGCGAAAAGUAACAACAGGAAGAGAUACCUGGGCGCCUGCCUGGCCGCCCAGGGAUGCCCGCGGAGCCCUCCUUGUCUUUGCCGUGGCCCCACCUGCAGUGACAGACCAGCCCCGGCCCCCUGCAGAAGGCUCCCUGGCCGCCUGGCCACUGCCCCCCUUCCCUCGCCCCCUCCCACACUCAUGCCAGUCUCAGGCUGGCCACGCCCACAGCCCACCAGCUGCCAGGCCCCUGUGGGCUGGAUGAGCAGGUCACAGAAGCGGCCCUGGAAGACCCUGCUAGGUUGACACUGCCACGAGCCACUGCUCCCUGCUCAUUUCUUUUAGGAGAGGGAACAUCGUUGGCCCCCUUCCUCCACGCGUCUGCUUUAUGACAGUGGAUUGGGCACGGGAGCGUGGCUGGGGGCUUUUCCCCGCCUUCUCCCUUUCGCCCCUGCCAGGCAACCAGGUGUAUGUCAGUGGCCAGGGAGGCGGAGGCUGGGUGACCGCCACACGUAAGUCUUCAGAGGCUGGUCUCGACUACAAGUAGGCCCCUGGGGAGAGUCACGUACCUGUGUAAGGCCGUCAGAUUCAAGUGGGGGAGGUGCCGAUGCGCUGGGCCCGAGCCCUGCCUCCCAUCCUCAGACGUCAGACGCUGUCACCUGCGAGCAAUUACUACUGUUAGAAAAAAAUCCCACUGAAGGAAAACAAAUCUGGCUUAGGCGGAAAACAAAUUCUCAUCAGGUUCUUGACGAUCCUUCGCCCACACACCCGCCCAACCCAGAAGUCUGACCAGCGUUUCAAAGGGGGCCGGUACACGCAGUCCCUUGGGGGGCACUCCCUGUCCCGGAGCUGGUGGGCGCGGUGGCCUUGGACAGUGUGGGUGUUGUGAGCGGUGGCCGGGAGGGCCCCCCGGAGGCGGGCUAUGUUUACAUGACACAGUGUGCCAAAGUGACUUACUGCGGUUGCUGUAUUUUGUAGUCAUCGGGGCUCUCCUCCCCCUCCCGCUCCGUUUUUACAAAUAAAGAUCCUAAGAGCCCGUCGGGCAGCGUGGCGCAGCUGGUCGUCUUCUCUGUGGUGGUCUUUCUUAUGUCCUCAUAAAAGCUAAAAUGAUGGUAUCUGUGAGUAUGUUUUGCAAAUUUCAAAAUAUAGUUUGGUAAUUUUUUUUCCAGUUGAUUUUUUAAAAGAACUGCUGUACAGAGCUUGUACUUUGUCCAUUUUAUAGAUGGAAACCAUCCUUGAAAAUUGUUUAACUUAAAUAAAGAGAAGAUACUUUAUAGAUAA
Miniopterus natalensis is the source of this 4185-nucleotide messenger RNA. The record is from RefSeq and is a predicted model, not a curated record. Lineage: Eukaryota; Metazoa; Chordata; Mammalia; Chiroptera; Miniopteridae.